AUGGCUUCCGGUCGUCGUCGACGUGUCGGCCGCACAGUCCGUCGCCCUCGUCGUCGCAGCGCGAGCACUCGGUCCAUAGUCGGAGCUGGGCCUCUCCAGGCCAUUGGUGAGAACACGGUCGUGGAUCGCACAGCGGACGAUGCGAUGGACGUGAACGGUAGCAGCUCGCACUUGGGUCUAUCUCCUACCAAUCAAGCGGCUCGAGCGUCACCUAAGAAGCAAAGCAAGAAGCGCGAUACACGGGAAAAAGACAAGAAGAAGAGGAAGCGGCCACAGAAGUCGGCGCUCAUUUGUCCGGAGAAGAAACGCGCGCACCAGCUCGACACGCUGCUGGACGAGCUGGAGACACAAGUGCAGGAGCAUUGUGACGAGCUCGUGGCAGAUGCUGAAAGAAGAGCGCAGGAGCUCGAGGUGGAGCUCAAGAUGCAGCUGCUCAUUAUGCCGGCGGCUGUGCGCCAGAUGCCGUGGAAAACUUUUGUCGACGAUUUUGGUGGAGACUUGCACAAUGCCAUCCACAGCUUGUCCCAGUCACAGUUGUCGUCUUCCCCACAUACGAGUUCCUCUAAGGCUCGAGACGACAUUGUGGCUGCUACGCCCUGCAGCGUCGAGGACCCCGCAGAGAGAUACGAGGUUGAAGAUGACGGUAGCGAUUGCAAUUCGAGGAAUUGCCGUCUGUCAAUGUACACGACGCCAUUGGAUCGACGCCGAGUGAAAACAGUUCCCAGCACUGUACUCCGCCCAGCACGCGAGGGAGAAUUUAUUUACUCAGCAAAAGGCUCCCCGAUCGUCCCCGACACAGUAGCCAAAGCGCCUGCUGGAUCCUUGGUUGCUACGUUUGAGGAAGGGCUAGAGCCAACAGCGUGCUUACGUCUUGACAGCGAGCGUGUCGUCGACUUGUCUCGGCCAGAGGAACUCUCAGCCGAGUCGCGCGGCGAAGCCACAUUCAAGUUGAAGGCGCUUCAGGCCAAAGUUGCACAGCUAUUACGGCAGAUUAAUCCCUGUGCCAGCUAA
Messenger RNA from Peronospora matthiolae, 1011 nucleotides. The record is from the annotation of a GenBank genome assembly. Lineage: Eukaryota; Oomycota; Peronosporomycetes; Peronosporales; Peronosporaceae.